GCAUCAGCGUGUGUUUUGAUGAAGGCAUUGAGACCACAAGAGAGCUGUCAGGAUGUGUGUGUCUUGGAUGAGCCUGCUGAGCAUUCAGUCAGUUAGUUUCAGAGACACAGAGGAGCAUGUAGUGUAAAGCCCUGAACACAGCUACUAGACGCUAAGUGCUGCUGAUCCUGGAGAGGAGAAGGGAGAGAGGGAACAGGACAGAAAGAGAGAGAGCUCACUGCCUUCCUUCCCGUCUCUCUGUGUGCCAUGUGUGAUUGGCUAGCGUGGCCUCUGGCGGUAGCAUCACCCUGGAUUCAGCGUGCUUCCCCCCCCACUACCUGUGCCUGUGCCCCAGCCGUCCCCUGGGACCUUCUACUGGGAUUUAUCUCCUACUGCUGGAGGGCGCCGGGGUUUCUGCCUUUUUGAAAACUGUCCACAGUGGGAGAAAUACAAAGAUUAAAAGAAGUGAAAAUAAUUAAUCAAUCAUGCUGCACAACCAGGCAGACUUCUGGAAUCCCUUAGCAACAACUGAGGGAGCAAGAGGGAAGUGAAUCGCCUGUUCUUUCUGUUGCUGGUGAUCUGUUUCUGGGAGCAUCUCUGCAGACCAGGGUGGACCCAGUCAAAUCUGUAAGGGCACACUUGUUGCCAUAGCACCAGAGGAUGUACCCCGCUCCUCCUUCUCCUCCUCAUCUAGUUCAGCAUCUAGUUUGUUUCUUAUUCUUCCUCUCAUCACGAGUCAUAUUUUCCUCUCCAAGAUUUCAGUUUUUCCUCAACCCUGCUACCUGGAAUAAGCCCUGCCGCUAAAGAAAAUAUUGGACAUUUUCACACACACACACACACACACACACGAAUACAGACUCAUCCCUCCUCAUUCCUUCCUCUGACAAGAAACGAAGGACAAAUUUCGAUCAUCUUCUGAGAAUAAAAUGGAUGUGUGGAAGUGUCUUUUGAUGUGAGAUUAUUCUUUAUUCCUACAAAAUUUGCUUAUACUUCCAAGAGAAAGGGAACCCUGCACUGGACACAAGAGGGACAUAUCUUGUUUUUAAAACAGAUUUGUCCUCCUUUCUCCCUAAAAAAAGACAAAAGCCCAACGGGGGAGUACAUUUAAAAGGAAAAGCUUGUACCUACUGCCCACGAAUAAUGUAGAACAAGAUCAUGAAAAAUGAGCAAUUGCUGGGAGUUUUAUUUUUCUAUUAAGCUUGGAUAUUCUGCCCUAAAGCGGAGGUUGAAAAUGAGCCCCUUGUUCAGGUUGACAAUCCGGGCUGUACUUACUUUUUUACAGUAACCUGGCUGCUGCACAGAGUCAGUGUACCCUCAAAAUAUGAUUGUAAAGGAAGGAGAGUGGGAGUGGAAAAGAGCAACUUUCUCAUUCUGACGGGCGAUGUAAAUAACUCUCCCCCUCAGAGACCAGUGCAGACAUACACACUGACACAUGAGAUGAGUCGAGUUUCUGGCUCUUCACCGUUAUCACACGCACGAUUUUAGCUAAUAGUUUCAAUUCUUUUGCUUCACCCUGUUUUCCGUGGAUCUAACUUGCUCAACUUUUUUUUGAAUUCUUUUGGCUUCAUUUUUUUUUGCGUUAUCCGUACCGAAACCAUGGAUGGCGGAGGGUAAGGACAGGGGUGUGAGCACUCAGGCCAAGGAAGGUCUUUCGGCUGUCCAGGGGCUUUUAAGAUGUUGAGGUCUCCCUGCGUGGCUGGGGCCCCUGUUCGGAUCAGUAGCACUGAGGCUCCUCGCAGUCAGAGACAUGGACCCCGACUCGGCUCCCCCACGCCCUCAGCCUCAGCCCGCCGGCCCCUGGCCCCACGUCACCCUGUGAAGGAUGUCCCUCAGCGGAGCUCCGGCCCGGGACACCUCUGAGACCCCCAGCCAGACCCCCAGAGAACGCAUCCGCAGCCACAUGAAGAUGGUGAUCAACCAGCUGGACGGCAUUCUCAAAGAGCUCAAAGAUGUGGCCAAGGAACUCCGGGAGGUGGUGGGUCAGAUCGACAAGCUAACAUCAGACUUUGACUUGGACCUGGAGCCGGAUGACUGGACAGUGGCUACGGCGAGCAGCACGUCCAGUAGUGAAAGAGGCCUGGGAGAGGCGUUCAGGCUGGACUUCCUAAACCACGAUGUGCUCUCGGACAGCUGGGAGUUCUGCAGCUACCUGGAAGCCUCUGCAGCAAAUGCCUCCCGCAAAGCGGCGCCGUCAGAGCAGCCCGGGGACGCAGGGCUGGGGGUGGGCCGCGGUUGCAUUCCCACCCAGACCCAGACCCCGACCCCGCCCCCUACCACCGCCUCAGCCUACUCCCAGAUGAACGGGGGACUGCCCAUCCCCAACGGACCUCUCGUUGUCACACCAGACUCAUCCAGUGCCAGUGAAGAGGCCUCCAGCUCCACGCACAGCCACAAGACGUCCCGCACGUCCGGCACCAGAGAGAGAGUGCGCUUCAGUGACAAGAUCCUGUACCACGCUCUGUGCUGUGACGACGAUGACGAGGAGGAGGGCGAGGAGGAGCGAGGCGGAUGUGCGACCCCGGACACCGAUGACAGCGAGCCCAGUCCUAGUCAGGCCGGCUCGCCCACACCCCCGCUCACCUCCUCUGAGUACUCCGUCCUCCAUAACUGUCUAGACCCUUGCCAUGUCUCGUCUCCUGUGAAGUUGGCGGCAGGGACACACAUGCUCCCCAGAAAGGGUCUCCUCAACCCUGCGAGCUGCCGGAAAAAACUGCUACGCAAUAGCAGCACACAGACUGUCUCAGACAAGAGCACUCAAACUGUACUGCCCUAUAUUCCAGCCAAACAGAAAACAAAGGACCACUGAGAAACAGUAACUUUACAAAAGCAGAACUACUGAAGAAGGACUGUGUGCUAUUUAAUAUUAAAUACAUAGAUCAUAGAUUAAUACACAAAUCAAUUAAUAAAUUAAUUAAUUACUAAAUAAAGAAAUGAUAUAUGGGAAAUUACUUGACUACCUACAGUCAUUCUGAGGCUCAGGGAAAUAAAGAUGAAAUGAUAAUGGCGGUUGCUUAUGGCAAUGGAUAAAGGAUAUCGAAGGACCAAAAGGCUACUGCCUACUAUUGAAAAGUACCGAAUGGAUUCCCUAUUUAUAAUAAUUUGCAACACUUAUUGAGAUUACUAAAGCAAUCUUUUUUCUAGGAAGUUGAAAUUGUUCUCAAAUCGAAAAGUAUAGAGAGGUUAUUUCUCUCCUUAUACACAAGAAAAUAUAAUGCUUGUUCUUUAAGAAAAUGAUGCACAUUCUGUACACUGAGAAUCUGUAUAAACAUUGUCUUUUUCCAU
Molecule: messenger RNA, 3261 nt
Organism: Esox lucius (northern pike)
Lineage: Eukaryota; Metazoa; Chordata; Actinopteri; Esociformes; Esocidae
Gene: insyn1
Product: inhibitory synaptic factor 1
Exons: 3
Coding region: 1802-2785 (327 amino acids)
Biological process (GO): inhibitory postsynaptic potential
Cellular component (GO): postsynaptic density
Source: RefSeq, a predicted model, not a curated record